Cladophialophora immunda is the source of this 3141-nucleotide messenger RNA. RefSeq lists its product as uncharacterized. Lineage: Eukaryota; Fungi; Ascomycota; Eurotiomycetes; Chaetothyriales; Herpotrichiellaceae. The coding region runs from base 406 to 2451 and encodes 681 amino acids. The transcript has 4 exons. The record is from RefSeq and is a predicted model, not a curated record.
CGGCGGGCCAACGCCAGGCAAGCCACGGAAAGAGGAAAAGUCUCGAGGCCCAGAGGAGACGGCGCUGCCGACUUGGGCUGGCUGCGGCUUUCCUCUCUAGCAACACUCGUCUGCAUCUUGUUGUAUCCGCUGCUCUGAUCGAGCUCUGUCGGUGAUCUACUUGCCCUCUGUAUACUGUUGCCAUUGAUUCCUCGGUGUGCGUUGACAGUGGCGGGCUGACUGCGUAUCGCCAUCUCACUGAGGGAUCGCCGACCUCCAAACUCAAACUUCAACUCGGCUCACUCAGGCCGCUCACCCACGACUCCCUCUGUGUCUGCGCCUGUACCUCCGGUCCUCAUCGCCGACGCUCAUUGUGUCCGUGUCCUUGAUGCGACGUCCCUGAGGGUAUCUCAAGGCCUCUACACAAUGUCUUCGUCGCGGCCGGGUUCGCGCCGCAUCAGCUCGGUCAGCAACUCCAAUACUGAACCCUUCCCUUCGAUACCCGAAUCGCCGGCAGGCCCAAGUUCUGCCAGCAACAAUACCACCACGACCAGCACCACGACUACGACGACCACCGUGCACAUCCCUCAUCGUGGGAGACCCUACACCAUAACCUCCACCCAGCCCCCGAGCCAAACUCCCAGCAUUGUUGCGUCCACGCCCGACAACACUGUCAUAACUAAUGCGACCGCGACGAACCCGACUGUAACGAGAACCACCUAUACCGCUCCUCAGAUCAACCAGAUCAAUCAGAUCAACCGAUUCCGGCCAGUCGGGAUCAGGAGACUGCCCUCGUCAAACCUGCGAGCGGCAGCGCAAGAUGCAGAGACCUCAUCAAGUCAACCUCCCAGCCGGGCUGGGUCUGGUAGAGGACGCAGCAGUUCUGCACCACAACGUCCGAACUUGGGCAUUCCGGGUUUAAACACACUAACAAGGCAAAGCACGAGACAGUCACUCCUGCCAACCCUCGCCGAAACCCCCUCGGCACCGGAACAUGCAGAUGGCACCGUGGAUCGGGACACCAUGAAUGAGAACGUUACGGGCGGCGUAAGUAGGAGACGGAGCAUCAGCAAUGCUGCACGUUCCAUUAUCAGCAGAAUGAGCGACACGUCGCGCGAACGACAAGGGCCUGAGUAUGAAACAGAAGUGGUCGACUUGCUCGAUGUGCUUGAUCCCGAAGUCUCAACCCUGACUACGCUCAACAACGUCCAAAACUCGCUGUUCGUGCCAGACCUGGGAAGAUGGUUAAACCGAAGACCUACCUACACGCUGAGUCGUCGGCCGACGCAGACGCGGAGACCCGAGACGAUUGAAGAAAAGGAAGUGGGCAUCACUCCGGUCACCACUGAGGCGGCACCAGGAGAGGAGCCACCCGUGGCAGGCCCGGAAGAGGAGGAGGAAUUGGGUGCUCCCGCCACCAUGCAAAGGACCUGGUCAUAUCAACGCAAACCCCAGAUUGAGCGCACCCACAGCAUUUCAUCAGUCGUUACAGACUCUCACUUUGCCGUGUUACCACACGGUGUCUCCCUCGAAGGAUGGAGUGAUGAAGAUAAGGAGGCCCUGGACGAUCAUGUCAGGCACAUGCUGCACUCGAAACGGUCGAAAUUUAAGCAGAGAAUGAUUGCUUUUGGGAAGUAUAUCCGGAAACCACUUGGAUUUUGCGUGUUUUUGUAUGCGACUCUAAUUACUCUAUUUGGUUUGGCUUGGGUUCUUUUCUUGAUCGGUUGGAUUUAUGUUGGAGACCGACAGGAAUACGACGUCAAUGUAAUCGACAAUGUGCUUGUUGCCCUUUUUGCCCUUGUCGGUGAUGGUCUGGCACCGUUCCGAGCUGUUGACACAUACCACAUGUGUUUUAUUGCUCAUUAUCAUCACUUGACGUGGAGAUUACGACGAGAAAAGGGCAUGCCAAAGCUGCGCGACCACAACGACCUCCCUGCUCAAGCGGAGAAGGAAGCUGACCCCGAGUCGGGGACUCCGGAGGAUUCCGAAUUCUCGGUUUUGACGCCCAAGCAACAGCAAAAGCUCCAUCACCACCAAGCCAAGUUCUCCAAGUCACAUUCCUUCUACAAGCCCCACGAAACAAGCACCCACUACGCUUUCCCGUUACGCUUGCUGGUGGCCAUCGUGGUGCUUCUGGACUGUCAUUCCCUGUUCCAGAUCGCGCUCGGUACCUGUACUUGGUCAAUCGACUACCACAGCCGCCCGCAAGCCCUGACGGCGACGAUUCUGUCGUGCUCCAUCACGUGCAAUAUCAUGGCCGGGAUCUUGAUCGCCAUCGGAGACCGAAGAACCCGCAAGAAGGACGUGGCUUUGAGAAUGGAGAGACAGGCCUUGACCCAGACAGCCAUCAAGAAGGUGGAGAAGCACAAGAGAGAGAGGCUGGAACACGAGCGUGAUGCUCAAGGGCGAGACGCGAAUUUCGAAGUUAUUGACGAAGAGACUGCGGACCAGGUUCAUCCGGGGAGUCAUUAGGCAUGGCUGUCGAAUUUGCCGAUCCAGCUGCAACAGAAGCAUGGCGUUGGGGGAGGAAGGCCUCUUAAACUCGUACUAGCCGACAUGACCCCAAUACGAUAAGCAAUUGGGCAGGAUGGAAGAGGUGCAUCUGUUCCCUUAUUGACUGCAUGGUGAUGUCCAUACUAUUUUGCGGAAACUUGGGUGAUAAGAAUACUGGCCUCGUCGUAACAAAGUCCACGCACAGGUCUUGUGAUCUCUGGCCAAAAUCAGCACCAUUUGGAUCUUCUUUGACAUUUCAAAUUCUCUGACUUAUGCGCUGGUUCUUGAGAGGAGGUGGAAGGAACUGGAUUUUCCUUUUGCCGAUUACCUAUAAAAGUGAUGGCAAGGCUGAGGACAGGGUGGAUCAGCUGUUGGCCUUCCAAUUGAUACGUGGGACAAGGCUGACACCUGGCUAACAUUUUCUGGCAAAAGCCCGACGACCCUCGGUUUCGUUUUCAAUUUCCACCAAUAUGAAUCCCUGGCCAGCCUCGAGGAAGCUGGAAGUUGGAAACAUGGCUGGACGCUCAAUCAGGCUGAGGGGGGUUGUCGCAAGGCAUAUUCGGUUCAUUUCAUCCUAUGGACAUGCAGUGCCACAUGCGGGGCAAUCCUGGUCUUUCGAGGAAAUGCUGGUGAGGCUGACUGGCGUGGAAGAUGGUGAGGUGAUGGCAG